Messenger RNA from Lepus europaeus (European hare), 1876 nucleotides. RefSeq names its product mitogen-activated protein kinase 12 (gene MAPK12). Gene Ontology annotation, molecular function: MAP kinase activity; ATP binding. Gene Ontology annotation, cellular component: nucleus; cytoplasm. The transcript has 12 exons. The coding region runs from base 42 to 1145 and encodes 367 amino acids. NCBI's taxonomy places the organism in Eukaryota, Metazoa, Chordata, Mammalia, Lagomorpha, Leporidae. Gene Ontology annotation, biological process: protein phosphorylation; MAPK cascade. The record is from RefSeq and is a predicted model, not a curated record.
GCUGCGGGGCCGGAGGGCGCGCGGAGCCUCGCCGGCCCGCGAUGAGCUCGCCGCCGCCGGCCCGCAAGGGCUUUUACCGCCAGGAGGUGACCAAGACCGCCUGGGAGGUGCGCGCUGUGUACCAGGACCUGCAGCCCGUGGGCUCGGGCGCCUACGGCGCCGUGUGCUCGGCAGUGGACAGCCGCACGGGCGCCAAGGUGGCCAUCAAGAAGCUGUACCGUCCCUUCCAGUCGGAGCUGUUCGCCAAGCGCGCCUACCGCGAGCUGCGCCUGCUCCAGCACAUGCGCCACGAGAACGUGAUCGGCCUGCUGGACGUGUUCACUCCGGACGAGACCCUGGACGACUUCACAGACUUUUACCUGGUGAUGCCGUUCAUGGGCACCGACCUGGGCAAGCUCAUGAAGCAUGAGACGCUGAGCGAGGACCGCAUCCAGUUCCUGGUGUACCAGAUGCUGAAGGGGCUGAAGUACAUCCACGCUGCUGGCGUCAUCCACAGGGACCUGAAGCCCGGCAACCUGGCAGUGAACGAGGACUGUGAGCUGAAGAUCCUGGACUUUGGCCUGGCCAGGCAGGCUGACAGCGAGAUGACCGGCUAUGUGGUAACCCGGUGGUACCGGGCCCCCGAGGUCAUCCUGAACUGGAUGCACUACACACAGACAGUGGACAUCUGGUCGGUGGGCUGCAUCAUGGCGGAGAUGAUCACCGGGAAGACGCUGUUCAAGGGCAGUGACCACCUGGACCAGCUGAAGGAGAUCAUGAAGGUGACAGGGACGCCUCCGGCUGAUUUUGUGCAAAAGCUGCAGAGCGCCGAUGCCAAGCAGUACGUGCAGGGCCUCCCCGAGUGUGAGAGGAAGGACUUUGCCUCUGUGGUGACCAACGCAAGCCCUCUGGCCGUGAACCUCCUGGAGAAGAUGCUGGUGCUGGACGGGGACCAGCGGGUGACGGCGGCCGAGGCGCUGGCCCACCCCUACUUCGAGUCCCUGCACGACACAGAGGACGAGCCCACGGCCCAGAAGUACGACGACUCCUUUGAUGACGUGGACCGCACCCUGGACGAGUGGAAGCGUGUCACUUACAAAGAGGUGCUCAGCUUCAAGCCUCCCAGGCAGCUGGGGGCCAGGGUCUCCAAGGAGACAGCCCUGUGAAGACCUCUGGGGGUGGCGGGGACACCCUGGGUACCACCUUGACCUUCCAAGCAUUGACCUGGAGGCUGAGCAGCCCCCCUCGAUCCACGGAUCCCUCUCCCUGCAGCCUGUUCCUCUGCACUUGGGUGCACAGCUUAGCCAGCCUUGGAGGAGCACCUGGACUCUAAGGCCAGACAGGACCCCUGCCCAUCCUGGGGCUGGCCUCUGACCCCCAGGAGCCGUGCGCCUGCCCCCCAGCCCCUGCAGGGUGGAGCAAGAAGCUGCAGAGCUGGCCGGAGUCAGGGUCAAGUCCUGGGCUCUGAUCUGAGGUCCAGCUCCUGAGGAGCAGGAAUGGGGGCGGGGUGCGGAGCUGCCAACUCAGGGACAUCAUCUCUCCCGGGUGUGUGGGGGGAGCAUCCGUGGCCUCUCCUGACCCUUCCCCCCAGCCUGGAAUGUAAAUCAGCCACUUGGUGUACCCAGGUAGCUGGAAAGAAAUAAACAUUUUUAGGUCUCCCAGUCUGGCUGUGCAGCCUGGUGCCGAGCCCCAGCUGUCGGCACCUGAGUCCUGGCCCCACACAGAGGAUGGAGGCUGGCCUGGCCAGCCAGAGGAUGGAGUGUCCUGCUGCUCACUGCCCCCAUCUCCACUAAAGUGCCGCCGGCGCUAUCACCUGUGCGGUGCCUGACACCUGCAGCCCCAGUUAGGGCUCGGCACGCUACCCUUUGUGGAAUGAUUUCCUUUCAUGGCCGGGGCC